Molecule: messenger RNA, 4110 nt
Organism: Nerophis lumbriciformis (worm pipefish)
Lineage: Eukaryota; Metazoa; Chordata; Actinopteri; Syngnathiformes; Syngnathidae
Source: RefSeq, a predicted model, not a curated record
AUGGAUAUAGCGUCUAUCGCCGUCAAUGGCAGCCAAAUAGUUCAUUCUCCCUCCAUGACAAGCUCCAAGCAGUGUUGGCUGUUGUGUGCUAACAUGGCCGCCCUUGUCCAGCACACGGACGGUCACUUGGAACGAGAGGAACGCAAAUUCAAAUGUGACAAAUGCGGCCGUGGCUACAGACACGCUGGCAGCCUCGCCAACCACAAAAAGGCCCACGACGUGGGAUCCUUUGAGUGCCACGUGUGUGGUAAGGAGAACUCCAAUGCUUUGGCUUUGAAAAGUCACUUGCGGAGUCACACGGCGCGCAAAAAGUACUCUUGUUCGCAAUGCGGCAAGGCUUUCCGUCUGGCAACGCAGCUUGCGACGCACGAGCGAGUUCACCGUACCUCGCAACUAAAAAAGCAGGACGCCACUGAGUACCGACACCCAUGUGAAAUUGCAGAUAACAGUGAGAGCCCCUCGACCGUAGGGAUCCGAAUGGAAAACUGCGCCGUUGAAGGUAAAAUGGAGUUCUAUCAUCCGCAGUGCGACACAUCGGAAAAUGCUGCCGACCGGCCGUUUAAAUGCAGUCUCUGCGACAAGACGUACAUUCACCUGCGAAGCUUGAGCAACCACAAAAAGACUCACCAGUUGGGCAUGUUUGAGUGCACCGUGUGUUUCAAACUCUUCAACAACAUGGCGGCGCUCUACAGCCACCAGAGGACUCACAAGGCCAGAAACGGCGGAGGAAGCGUUAACUCACUAUCCGACAUCUACGCCAAUUCUGCACAGGAGCAGUUUCCCCCUCGGAGUCUUGACGCGCCUGUCAACUUCUGCCAUUUGUGUCAAGUUGUGUUCCCGAGCCACGAGGAGUUCCAGGAGCACAUCCAGAUGCAUAACUCUUCUUCUGAUUCCUUUGGGCUUCGGGAUGACACGGCAGGCAGUCACAGUAUGACGUAUGACAUCGUUACCUCGCCUAAAUCUAGCGUUUAUACAGCUAACAUGAAUCAUAUUCCUUCUUUAGCGUCAGUCAAAAGUACUCUGGGUUUUAAUCCACCUCUAGGAACUAUAAACAGUAACGGACAUAUGUAUUCAAACUUCCCGAAUAAUCUAUCUUCCAACUACUCUCAGGGAGAACCCCCACUGAGAAACGCUAGCAUUGGCAAUAUCGCUACAACCGCGUCGGAACUCCGCGACCCUUCCGUCACGGAUCCCGAUGAACGUCCCUUCAGGUGUCAGAUAUGCGGCAAGAGCUACCGCCAUUCCGGAAGCCUCGUCAACCACAAACGCUCGCAUCAGGUUGGGACUUACCACUGCACCAUCUGCAGGAAGAAGUAUCCUCACCUGGCUGCGCUCAAGAGUCACCUCCGCAUCCAUAAAGGCCACAAAACCUCAUUCAACAGCAACGGGGACGGAGAGUGGCUCCCCUCCGAGCCCUUAAUUUCGCCGAACCAGCAGAACCGCCUUUCAUCACGAGAGGAGGAGGAUCGUACGCCCCUCACUCUUGGUGCGGAUGGCGAAAACACCAGGGUAUUCCACGAUCAUCAGGACACGAGCACGAGCCUACCUCACGCCGAACUUGCGAUGCAGAGGCACAUGUGUGCCGACUGUGGGGAUACUUUUGCCGAUAUUUCCAGCAUUGUUGCGCACUCUUGUCCACUACGGCAACAACAGCAGCACACAAAUGAGAGCCACAAUUUCAACGGGAACUUCACAGGCACUGCCGCGCAGUUUCACGGAUUUAACGACUCCAAUCACCAGAGUUACUUAGAGCGGAGCUUCCAAGAGAAUUUGAGCAGCGAACAGUUGAACGCCCACGGCGAAGAAGACGACGGCGAUCUUUUUCAGUGUUCCAUUUGCGGGAACAGCUACAGCAGCAUGCGGGCUCUCAGGAGCCAUCUGCGCGGACACGCCCAGUCCCAGUGCGCAGCAGUCAGCUCGGCAACAUCAGCCAUGUCCUCACAGGAGGAGGUCGGACAAGACCAACCAGGCGAGAUGAUGAUCUGCAGUACUUGCGGAGAAAGCUUCGCCAGCAAGCAGGACUUGGUCACGCAUCAGCUCGUGCACGUCAAACGCCAAGACGAAGACAGUGACGUGGUGUCAGAGGGAAAAGAGGAGCCGCGUAGCAUCAUUUGCGGUCGCUGCGGAACCUCCUGCGCUGGCUACCGUCAUCUGGAGAGCCACGACUGCAUAAUGGAAAAGAAGGAAGAAAAAAUGGUGACUGGUGAGACUGGUGAGGAAGCCAAAGUCAAGAAUUUGCGGCACGAAGUCCGAGGCAAUUUCGAGGAUCGUCGGUACCGAUGCGAUCAGUGCGGCCGUUCGUACAGACACUCAGGCUCGCUCCUCAAUCACAAGAAAUCCCACAAAACUGGAGUAUUCAAAUGCAGUGUGUGCCAGAAACGCUUUUACAACCUGCUGGCUCUUAAAAACCACCAGAGAUCCCACUUUGACAUUAAGAGGUACACUUGCCACGAGUGCGGCAAAGCCUUCAAAAUCCAGAAGCAGCUUUUAAUCCACCUCAGAAGGCACAAGAAGAACCGAGCCAAGAUUCAAGAGCUUAACAACCAGAUCCAAGCAUUCGUGCAGAUGAACAACUCUGAAGGCAAGGACUCCAGAGAACCGCAACAAUUACCGACAUGUCAGGCCGCGGUCAAAUCUGAAUUCACCAGCGACAGCCGACCGUUCGCGUGCGAGCAGUGCGGGCGCACCUACCGUCACGCCGGAAGUCUGGUGAACCACAAAAAGUCUCACAAAACGGGUCAGUAUUACUGUUCAGUGUGCAGCAAAGCUUACUCCAACCAGCUAGCUUUGAAGAACCACUUGCGCACCCACUUUGCCAGUCGAAAACAUUCUUGCCAAAAGUGCAGAAAAUUCUUUCGAGGAAAACGGCAGCUAUCAGCUCAUGUGUGCGCCGACUCCCAAAAGUGCGGCAGGCAGAGCUCGAGGUCCCUGUCCUUAAAAUGCAAAGAGUGUAAACAGACAUUUCCCUCUGCCGACCAACUGGUUGACCAUGCCUGCACAGGUGAAGAGAAACGGUUGUUCUCCUGCAAUAUUUGCCACCGUAGCUACCGCCAUGCCGGCAGCCUCCUGAAUCACAAGAACACUCACAAGACGGGUCACUUUGCGUGCACUUUCUGCGCCAAGCCCUUCACCAACCCCAUGGCGCUGCGCAACCAUACACGAAUCCAUACGCAGAAGAAAAAGUACGCCUGCCCAACGUGCGGGAAGGCCUUCCGACUCGCUAGCGUCCUGCACAACCACCAGAAAAUCCACAGCCGCGCCGACGGACACUUCAGCUGUUCGGCGUGUGGGAAGAGCUUUCAAGGAAGGUCGGGACUCAAGAGGCACCGCUGCCGGAGAGGUCAAGGAGAAGACGGAAUGCAGCCAGGAGAGAGUCAGGACAAGUGUUUCACGUGCGACCUUUGCGGGCGAUCUUACCGCCACGCUGGUUCCCUCCUCAACCACAAGAAGACCCACUCUGAAAACCUCCACCACUGCAGCCUUUGUCUGCAGACCUUCCCGGAUCCCGUCACACUUCAGAUCCACUCGCAGAUGAGGCGCCACUGCUGCCCCGAAUGCGGCAAAACCUUCUGUCUUCUCGUGCACCUGCAGAGCCACAUGGAGUCUCACUCCAAGGAGCGCUCUAAGGACUCUUGCUCUGAUAUCAGCUGGACAGAACCUAUGUCCCAUCAUCCGCAGAGUACAACCGAGCAGACGGAGAAGAGCCACAUCUGCGAGCAUUGCGGUCGAACUUACCGCCAUGCCGGCUCCCUCCUAAACCACAAAAACAGCCACAAAACGGGCUCCUUCUCCUGCUCCGUGUGCCAUAAAGAGUUCUCCAACCUUAUGGCCCUCAAGAACCACCGGCGAAUUCACACCGAACCAAAGCGUUACCAGUGUCUAGAGUGUGGAAAGGCCUUCCGUGUGUCCACACAGCUUAUCUGUCACCGGAGAAUCCACAGCAAAGAGAAGCCCUUCUCCUGCGUUCUUUGUGACAAGAACUUUUCCAGCAAGUCCAAUCUCCGACACCACGAGAAGUUGCACCAGAACCACAACGCAUACGACAACUCCUCCUCGUUUAGCUUGGACGCUAACAACUUCAUGGGUUUAGACAUGGGCUCAUUCCUUUGA